AGAGGCCACCUCCUGUACUUCAUAUCUUGCUCAUUGCUAACCCUGUUAUGACUAGGUGUCUUUUCUCUUAUCAGUCUUUCUUCCCCCUUGAUACAACAUCCAGAGUCCAAGGCCAAACUGGUCUGCUGGAUAAUUGGGGGACUUUGCCUAUGUACACAUGUGUAUUGUAUAUGGAGGGCCUGAUUGGUGUCAGUUUUGCCCCAGCUAACACACCUGACUCCAAUAAUCACCUAAUCAUGAUCUUCACUUUAGAAUGCAUUUUGAUUUAAUCAGCUGUGUUUGUUAGGGAUGGAGAAAGUGUGACACCAAUCAGGCCCUCGAGGACUGGAGUUGCCCACCCCUGUUAUAGGCAGUAAGUGGCAGGGGAAUGCAACUACAUGGAUACCGUAGUAUGCUAAGUAGUAUGUUCUUAAUUAACACAGGAGUCUGCUGAUGGGAGGAUGGCUCAUAAUAAUGGCUGGAACGGAGCGAAUGGCAUCAAAUGCCUUGAAACCAGCUUCACGACCAUGCUGAACAACAAGCAGCUGGAGCCAGUGGCUAUACGAGGCAACAUACAGCAAGUGGCCAGUGUCCGCAACAGGAGACUGGCUCUGCAGAUGGAGAACAGGACCUCUGUGCAGGCUGCCUUGCAGCCCAAGAGCCUGAAUCAGCACCUGGGGAAGGGCAAUGUCCUGGCAGGGCUAGGUCAGCCCAUGGGGACCCUGAUGCGGGGGGCCACCAGAAGCCAAGGGUUUGCUGUAAGGGGACUGCGAGGGAUGAACCGAGGAGGUUUCAGAGUGUGCGGAAACAACAGAAGGGGCUUUUUCAGAGGUGGCUAUGCUUUCAGAGGUGUGAAUCAGAUGCGUGCCCGGGGAGGGGUGACUAAGCUUAGGUUUCGUCAGGGCUUGAGGCUGCAAGGUGGCCAGCUUAACAAUGCUGGAGUGCUGGUUAGCUGCGGAGCCAGGAAUGGACUGGGCCUGAGAGGAAGAGGCAGAGGAGCGGGUCUGGGCCUGCGUGGCCGGGGAGGGUUCUGGGGCCUAGGCAUACCUGAAAAAAUCCCCACCAAAGAGGAGCUGGACAACCAACUAGACGACUACAUGUCAAUGACCAAGAGCCACCUAGACGCAGAGCUGGAUUCCUACAUGACCAUGGCAGGCUCUGACUACAUUGAGUAAAACCCUGCUGGAAGACUGGUGUAGGCAGCAUCAACAAAUGCGCUGAGGCUGUCCAGGGGUAAUUCAUUAGUAGAACUGCCCCUCACUGGAAACAGAUGGAUGUGACAACCAGGGUCUCUGGCUUACUCAGAACUAUUGUUGGACAGCACUAUUUGUGGACAAAUAUGUGGUGGUACACACACAAGCCCAGAAGCAUGUGUUAUGUGGCUGAAUUAGAGCUCUCUAGAGUCAUACUUUAACUGUUUCACACACUUGAGCUGUUAUGUUCUUUUCAUAAUUUAUUCAUUUAUAAGCUUAGCUCUGUGCUGAGCAGGGUGGUCUAAAACCUUGCCUAAGAAAUAAGUAUGAAGGUCUGCAGGACUUGUCUAAGAAAAUAAUUAAUUGUUCAGUAAAAUCACAAGCAAGCUAACCAAUUCUCUUUGCUCAGGUACAUUAUGGGUUUGUCCAAGACACUUCACACUAUGAAUUUCAUGUGUUUGCUACAAUGUUAUGUUUCAAAACGGAGUCUUUUUUUGUCAUUAAUUUGUGAAAGACAACGGUAUGUACCUCAGCUAGCCAGGUUUGGCUGCAUUGUGGAUUUAUUUUAGCUGAGAAAUAUUGCCACCAUUUGUAGUAAGAGGACUAGUUAUCCAACCGGUUCCUGUCCGAGAAUGUUUUUUGAGAAUGAAAGAAUGGCCCAACUGUUACAAAUAUUCUUGUGUUUUGAUAUGUUCAACAUUGUUUUAAUAAAAAUAUUUAAAGGUG
Salvelinus fontinalis (brook trout) is the source of this 1898-nucleotide messenger RNA. RefSeq names its product chromatin target of PRMT1 protein-like. The transcript is spliced from 5 exons. Lineage: Eukaryota; Metazoa; Chordata; Actinopteri; Salmoniformes; Salmonidae. Bases 441 to 1154 code for a protein of 237 amino acids. The record is from RefSeq and is a predicted model, not a curated record.